Pseudovirgaria hyperparasitica is the source of this 1830-nucleotide messenger RNA. RefSeq lists its product as uncharacterized. Bases 97 to 1341 code for a protein of 414 amino acids. The transcript has 3 exons. The record is from RefSeq and is a predicted model, not a curated record. NCBI's taxonomy places the organism in Eukaryota, Fungi, Ascomycota, Dothideomycetes, Acrospermales, Acrospermaceae.
UGGGAACACAGCAGCUCAGCUUCCAUUCUUUGCUUUCGUCUUUUCUUUCAAUUCUCUCAUUCAUUUAUACCGCUAGCCGGUUCCACUACCAUCAUCAUGGUCUACACUCCUUUCAUACUGGCCGCAAGCGGUCUUGUCACUCUCUCUUCUGCUGCUCCUCUGCUGUUUAGCUCUCUAGCACCGCGUGCUAAACUCGUGUCGCGUGAUGCGAACUCUUAUACAACCUUUGGUGGAAAUGGUAGCCCUCUCCAGGGCUGGCCUGCUGAAAAUGAAUGGGUUUCUAGCUAUGACGACAUGUUCUCUGAUAACAAGGAUAUCCUGUCCAAAUCUUGCACCCAAUGGAACGUUGAGAACAACAGCGACGAGGAGAUUAAGGCUCUGAAGAAGAGCAUAUCAACCGUGGCUGGCGAAACUGAUCUGGAUCCUCGUUUCAUCUUCUCCAUUGUCAUGCAAGAAAGCAAUGGUUGCGUACGAGCCCCAACAACAGACAACGGAGUCAUCAACCCCGGCUUGAUGCAAUCUCACAAUGGCAAAGGUUCCUGUAAUGGCGCAAAUGGUGUGCUGAACCCAUGCCCAGAUGAAAUCAUCACACAGAUGAUUCGUGAUGGGGCUGCUGGUACUGCAGAUGGCGACGGUCUCAAGCAACUCGUUGAGAUGUCAGGAGGUUCUGACGUUAGCAAGUACUACAAGGCAGCCAGAAUGUACAACAGUGGAAGCAUUGCAUCCUCCGGAAAUCUCGGGCAAGGAAUCGCUACUCAUUGUUACGCUUCGGACAUCGCCAACCGCCUCCUUGGGUGGUGUGCCGACGCUUCAAAGUGUGACGCUGGCCUCGUGGGCACUUUGACUGCUAGCGAAGGCAGCUAUGGCCAAGUUGAUAGCAACUAUGCACAGAAAGAGAGCGUCGAUACUACCCCAGAAUCAGCACCUACUUCAGCUCCUGCCGUGGCUGAGACUUCAUCCCUCACACCUACACCUACACCCACACCGACUCCUAUUUCUUCUCCACCAGCCUCUGUCACUGUAGACCCUCCUCAGUCACCAGCGACUGUCACUACCACACCAUCUACUGGAGAGGACGACCACGACGCUACUGAUAUUGAACAACACCAAGUUACCACCAUCGUAGACGUGAGUGGUGGGGAAACCACACCAUCAAACAAAUACCCGGAAGCAGUCGACAAUUGUUCGCUGUAUCACACUAUCACCGAUGGCGAAUACUGCGACAAAGUCACCGAGCAGUUCUCUAUCUCAUUGACCCAGCUGAUCAGCUGGAACAAAGGGCUUACGGCCGACUGCAAGAACUUGUGGCUGGGCUACAGUUACUGCGUCAAGUCCACGUAACACACAAGAAACUAGCAAGUUUUCCUUGUAAAGUCGUAAGAUGUCCUGAACAUUGAACGAUACAUCAUACAUUUCUUCAGAGCAGAGCUCAUUUUCAGUCAGCCACAAGGCUUUUCUUUCGCAAUGUGCAAAUGAAGCUGCCAUUGCAAAUUCGUUUGCAUUCAAAAGUAUUACACUUGAACAGACAAGCCUGAACUUUGGUUGAUUUUCCUUUACGUUAACGACGAUAUCCAAUCAUGAGCCUAGCAUAGCGGGCGGCAUUCAACACUCGUUUGAACAUACAUUGGGCGCUCACGGCUCUUCGUGAGCGUCCUCCAUUCAUGUACAUAUUUCAUAGAAAUACCUGACAGGGGUGCCUUGUCUAAGCAAUUGGGCUAUGUGCAACACAACAUAGCAGUCAUACCAGUCCCUUUCCCUGCUCCUUUGUCAAAUGAUCAUAGGUGGUCCACGUAACUUUCUGAAUUCAUAAGCAGGUCGAUUCUGAGUCAU